This is a messenger RNA of Fukomys damarensis (Damara mole-rat), 5330 nucleotides long. It is a transcript of the gene Zbtb43, whose product is annotated as zinc finger and BTB domain containing 43. Lineage: Eukaryota; Metazoa; Chordata; Mammalia; Rodentia; Bathyergidae. The record is from RefSeq and is a predicted model, not a curated record. Gene Ontology annotation, molecular function: protein binding; DNA-binding transcription factor activity, RNA polymerase II-specific; RNA polymerase II cis-regulatory region sequence-specific DNA binding. The transcript has 2 exons. Gene Ontology annotation, biological process: regulation of transcription by RNA polymerase II. The coding region runs from base 108 to 1511 and encodes 467 amino acids.
CGGUCGCGGCGGCUUGAAGAGGCCUGGCGCCGGCGGCGAAGAGGGUGCCUCGGGCGGGGUAUGUGAGCUCGGAGCCCUUGGCAGCACUGAUCAAGAUUUGUGAUGAAAUGGAGCCUGGAACAAACUCCUUUCGAGUAGAAUUUCCUGAUUUUUCCAGCACUAUUCUGCAGAAACUGAACCAGCAGCGCCAGCAGGGACAACUAUGUGACGUCUCCAUUGUUGUCCAGGGCCACAUUUUCCAGGCACACAAAGCUGUUCUUGCUGCCAGUUCACCCUACUUUUGUGACCAAGUACUCCUGAAAAACAGCAGGAGAAUUGUUUUGCCUGAUGUAAUGAAUCCAAGAGUGUUUGAGAACAUUCUCCUAUCUAGUUAUACAGGUCGCCUAGUAAUGCCCGCUCCAGAAAUUGUUAGUUACUUAACAGCAGCCAGCUUCCUCCAGAUGUGGCAUGUGGUGGAUAAAUGCACUGAGGUUUUAGAGGGAAACCCUACAGUCCUCUGUCAGAAGCUAAAUCAUGGCAGUGACCACCAGUCUCCAAGUAGUAGUAGCUACAAUGGCCUGGUGGAGAGCUUUGAGCUGGGCUCUGGGGGCCACACUGAUUUCCCCAAAGCCCAAGAACUGAGGGAUGGAGAGAACGAAGAAGAAAGCACCAAAGACGAGCUGUCAUCUCAGCUCACUGAGCACGAGUACCUGCCUAGCAACUCGUCCACUGAGCAUGACCGGCUGAGCACUGAAAUGGCAAGCCAGGAUGGAGAGGAGGGGGCCAGCGACAGUGCUGAGUUCCACUACACCCGGCCCAUGUACAGCAAGCCCAGCAUAAUGGCUCACAAACGCUGGAUCCAUGUGAAGCCUGAGCGCCUGGAGCAGGCUUGCGAGGGCAUGGACGUGCAUGCAGCCUACGAUGAGCACCAGGUUACUGAGUCUAUCAAUACCAUGCAGACAGAGCAUUCAGUCCAGCCUUCGGGGGUGGAGGAGGACUUUCACAUCAGGGAGAAGAAAGUGGAAGCAGAGUUUGAUGAACAGGCUGAUGAAAGCAAUUAUGAUGAGCAGGUGGAUUUCUAUGGCUCUUCCAUGGAAGAGUUUUCUGGAGAGAGGUCAGAUGGGAAUCUAAUUGGGCACAGACAAGAGGCUGCCCUCGCAGCAGGCUACAGUGAGAAUAUUGAGAUGGUAGCAGGGAUUAAAGAAGAAGCUUCUCACUUAGGAUUCUCAGCCACUGACAAGCUGUAUCCUUGUCAGUGCGGGAAAAGUUUCACCCACAAGAGUCAGAGAGAUCGACACAUGAGCAUGCACCUCGGUCUUCGGCCUUACGGCUGUGGUGUCUGUGGUAAGAAAUUCAAAAUGAAGCACCAUCUCGUGGGCCACAUGAAAAUUCAUACAGGCAUAAAGCCGUAUGAGUGUAAUAUCUGUACAAAGAGAUUUAUGUGGAGGGACAGUUUCCACAGGCAUGUGACUUCUUGUACUAAGUCCUAUGAAGCUGCAAAGGCUGAGCAGAAUACAACUGAGGCUAACUAAAAAUAGGAUCUGGCCCUUGAGUGGCAUGCACAAAAAUAAACUAUGGUAAUUAAUGCAAAUCUGGGCACAGAUGAUGUGUGCUACUUGCUAUUAUGAGAGAAGCUUUAAAAAAAAAGGAAGAUAUUUCUGAAAGACCAGCUCUAAGUAGGCCAAUUAAAAAAUCUAAUUCCUCAAAUUUGUAUGUUCAGUGCUGGCUUGGAGUGGGUAAUGACAAUACAUUAACCCACUGGCCAGCUGGCAAGCGAACCCUUUAAGCCAGUUGUGAUUGAGGCAGGUGAACUUGAUGAUGGAGAGACCUGCACUUGGAACUGGACUCUAACCCACCAGUUCCAUUUCAGGUGGCAGCAGUUUUUGGUCACUCAUUAUUACAAGAUCAUGUUGAAAUUUUGUUUUGUUUGCUUUUACUAUAGAUACUUAGGUAAUGUGGAUUUGUUUUGGUAGCUGCUUCACUGAGUGAAAUGCUACUUAUGUAAAAGCUACAAAUAUUUCUAGGACGAGAAAUUGUUUGGUUUUAUUCUUUUUGAAACUAUGAAGAUACUAGCAGGGUGACAUUCAAAGGCUGAAAUAAUUUAUGGUACAAGCUUCAACUUCUGUAAGAAGCCACUGUCAAGUUCCAAAUUCUUUGAUAAGGCACAGUUUUGUGUUAGUACUAAGAUUGAGUUGAACUGUUGUGUCUUGUAAUUCUUUUGGGUGCCAGAGGUAAGUGUUUCUAAUUGGUUUGCUGCCCCACAUGCUGUUUAACGGUAGCAUCUGUGCACUGGGAUCUACUCUGCCUAGGAGACAUCUAGCUUGCUGUGAGUGGUCAGAGGACCACGGAACGUGGAGCACCCCAUCUGUUGCCCUUAGUUUAUGGUGCUUCCCAACAAGGGCAGCCAUUGACCACUGUUCAUGGGAAGGAGCCGGAAGUCAUGGCUGAGGGUUAACUGUGGACUUCAGGAGUUAACAGAGUGCUCUGGGGACACUCCACUGUCAGAGUAAGGGAAAAGCAUAAUCUUAUGAGUGUGGGUUAUACUUGGGGGUGGGGGUGAAAUUGCCCAAGAAGAGUCUUGAAAAUACACUGGUGGGGGGGAUAUGUUUUCAGAAAGUUACACUGAGCUAAUACUGCCAGUUCUUUAUAAGUGCUGGAAUAUGUGUUAAAGGGGAAUGAAGGAGUCCUAAUUUUAGCAAAAUAUUCUACAGAAUCAUGCUCCCAAGUUACAGAUAAAAACUGCAUAAAUUUACAAGUCCACAUAGUACACCUAGCAAAAAAGAAAAGCAGCUAUUCUGAGACCUUUUCUACCAAUUGAUCAGGUGUUUUAGGCUCAAAUGAAGGCAUAUGUUCAGAAUGCUUUUAACCUGUUUAACAUACAUGAGGUUAUUACCAGCAUAGGACAGGGUGCUACUAUUAUAUCACCUUUUCAUAAAAUUAUAGGUGUAUUCCUUGUAAGUAGAAACUUUUUUUAUCCUUAAAAAUGAUUUCUGUUGGAUUUGAAGUGAAAUUUUGUUUUAAAAAUUUGGCUUUGCUCUAAUACGAUAAGCAUUGCUGGCAGCGGCCUCUCACCCUUAAGCUCCUAACACCAGGGUAGUUUUACCUGUUGAACAUUAUCUGGAAAGGGGAAAGACAAUACUUAGCAGUUAAUUCUUGUAAUCAAGACUACAAAACAGGGAUCUAUUCACUAACACUGUAUCAUUCUCAAUAUAUAAAAAGCACUUUGUAUUUAAAACUUUAUUAUAAAUAUAUAUAUACAUAUAUAUAGUUUUUUUAACCUAGAAACUAGAUAUUACCUCUUGGUUGUUUGCCACAUUAAUAUCAUCUUCUCUUGGUGUUGAAACUUGCCAGUUAACAGUCCUUUCUCUGUGUACCUGACAGAGUGUGAAAGGUGACUGUACAAUCCAAACUCAGUUGCUCUUUUUCUGUUUCUCAUGUUAGAGGCCAAUGGGUUUUAGGUAUAAUCCUAGCCAUUAUGUGUGAAAAGUUCUUUUAUUGCUCCUGCAAAUUUCCAUACUAAGACAGUGCAGCCAUUCCAUUCUGCCAAAAGCUGAGCACUGCUCCCAUGGUAUUAGCAAAACAGUUUCUGCUGUUGAGAAAGUUUGGUGUGCUGUUUCCUCUUAAAAGUUGCAUUUAAAUGAGCUUUGGGACAUUUGGGGAGAAGAGUCUGAGGUAGAAUCAAACUUCUGGGAAAAUCACGAUUCUUCAGUAAUGCUGAAUCAGCACCCUGGUUCUGCGUGGUAACAAAGAACUUUUGUUCAGCAGGAGUGUGGCCAGCCCCCAGGUGACAGUUUGGAAGCAGUCAUUUGUGCUGGAACUUAUUUAAUGUGCUUGAAGAGUAUCUAAUUGAAAUCCAAAAAUGAACAUCAGCUGCUAAAUGUAGAACUUAAAUAAGCUUCUUACAUCUUUCUUAAUUUUUUUCUGACAGUUGGGUUGUUCAUCGGUCAGCCAGACUGUGAGAUGGUUGGGUAUCUGAGGUGCUGGCCACAUUCAGGAGGCAGGGAAGAGGGUAACCGUAGUCCAGACGUUGAAAGUGAAUGUUUGUAAAUUCUGCUUUUUAGGAUUGAGAGACUAUACUGCAUUCCUCCUCCACCCUCCCCACCCCUGUCACUGGGUUACAGUGGUGUCUCUCCCCUUGGAAGAAAAUACAGCUUUAGGAAAUUCUUAUCUUUCUAAAUGAGUUUGGAUAAUUGUGGGUGAAAAUUUUUAAACAGUCUUUCAGGGGUUGUUUCAAGGGCCUACAACCAAGGUAUUUGUCCCCUAUUUUGAGUCUUGACUGUUUGUUUUUCCAGUCCCAGUGGGAAAGAGCUUCAAGAUACCACCAAUGGCAUUUAACAUCCUGCGUGUUCCAUGCCUUUAAUUUUAGGGGGACACAUCCCGGUAAUUCACUUGGUAAUGUAGGUCUCGCUGUCCACCUGAGGAAGACCGUGUAACUGCUCCUUGAGUGCUGCAGUUGCCCUCUCCUACGCUCCUAGCCUGCGUUCUGAUUUCUAGAUCUCAUCUCUAGUUCCUUUUGGCCACUUUUUGCUUUAAAGGAAUCUGUGCAAAGGGGCUCCAUUUGCUGAACUUCACUGACCCUGGGCAGGCUUCUAGCUGAUUGGGAAAGCUGCAUGCCCUGAGUGGCUCCUUGCUGUGGAGAAUGGCAUACCCCAAACUGCUGCGGAGGGGAGGUGGAGGCACAGCAAGCCUCUGCUGUCCGGGGGUGGGGGGAGUGUGUGCUACAGCUCAGGCGGGCGGGGAGGGCGCCUCUGUCACAAACCCAGGUGUUUGCUCGUGAGAGCUCUCUGAUACUUUAGGAAUGCUGGAAACCAAGAGAUGUGCUUCCGUCAGCCCCCUUCUGUUCCACUGAUUUUUGUGAUUUAGGUUGUUUUCAUGAGUGACUUCGUUCAGUGAAACCAGGGUUCAGGUGUUCUUCUUUGCUACUUAUACAUUUAAAGGUACAGGUUUCUUGUUUCAAAUCUCUACUGAUAGUGCCCUUCGGGAAGAUGCUGGAACACAUUUUGCAAAUGUGACUUUUUUAAAAUUUUGCUUGAAGCCUAUGUCAUGUCAGUUGCUGCUGCCUUCUUUCCUUUUAUGAGGUUCCCAAUGUUUCUUCCAGAAAAUUACUUUAUUUAUGCAAGUCAGGUGACUCUUAGGCCGCAAAACCAUUUAAUGAUAAACAGAUUAUCAUUAGGUGCAUAUCUUAUUGAUAUUUUGUGAAAUGUUAUGCCUGUGUUGCAAAAGUUGAAUAGUUUUGUCUUUAUAUAAUUGCUGUCUUCAGUGUACAGCAUGGUUUUACUUAAUUGAAUGUUACUGUUUAAUAUUUUCUUCUUAUAGAAGAGACCAUGCCCUUUUGUAUGACGUUUUAAUAA